UUUUUUCAUCUGUUUCCGUUUCUUUUUCCAAACCAGAAAUCACGGAUGCUUCGCGACUUUUGGCGAACCCUGUGGCCGCGAUUCACCAGCAGCUUUUCGCCGAGAAAUUUGUUCCAGCCGCAGCAAACGUCUUCCGCGGCGAAAGUUCCAACCGCGUCCAAGACUUCGACGCCAGUGACAUCUACUUCGGCAAUGACCACGACCAGUCCGGAAGGAUGUAACCACGCAUCCGUGCUUUCCGCCGGAGCUGCCAAAUCCUACAACGACAGGACAAGCUAUUAUCCAAGCAGACCUAGCGGUACACCUACUGGUGCAGCUGCUGGAGGUAUUAGACACCAGCUCCCCACAGCGCGAGUCCAGUACUUUGAUUUUGCCGCGUAUGCAGACACCGGGAGCCAAGCCUGGAAGCAAACCUUCCUUCAGCGAACGGCGAAACUGCAGGCUGCGACGGGAGGCGAGGGUUCGUCCAGUACGACAACGUCGACUUCUUCAGGCACUUCCGCUAAAAAAACUGCCGCACCAAACGAGAAAAAGCGCGUCGCUCUGCUUGUCGACGGCGACCAUGCCAUGCCCGCGCAGCUCGACGGCAUCAUCCAGCACUUCAAUAGCAUCGGCGCCACGGUUCCCGUCCGACGGGCGUAUUUUGGGAGGGCAGACAUUGCGGAGGGCAGGAAAUGGGGCGAAUUCGGGCACAGACACCGCUUUGAGCUCAUCGUUGUGAAAAAGUAUUUCAGUCGUAUAAUUCAUGCGUGAUGUUGUAGGGACAGGAGGGAACAUGUUUGUACAUGACGAGGAAACAGUGAGAGCGUACAAAAAUGCACCUAUACAAUAUGCUUUUUCACUUACAUUUUGCCUCGCAGGUUUGGCACGAGUAACGCGGAGCUGGUGGACAAGAAGCUGUCCAUCGACGCUAUACGAUUUGGCCUCGUCGACCGCUAUAAUGUCGCCAUUAUGUCGCGCGAUAAAGGGUUUGCAGAGGUAUACAUACAUAGUCAUGGUUAGACUCUUUACCAUGCUGCAAAAUAAGAAUGUCCUGUAUUAAUGCCGUUUUAAAACUCAAAAAGAAAAAGAGUACGAAUUCCUCCAAUACAUCAUGCCCACAAUGACCACAGGUUUUCGCCGAACUUUCCCGGAACGACGCCCCCGAGUACUACGCCGUUUCUCAGUGCGAUAAUACUCCGACAAGAUCCCUCUUCGAGAAAUACGGCGCAACUUUUGUCGCAGAUCGGCCCCCCGACUACGUCGCGGGAAUGACAAGCGCUUCGAGUAGUGGCCGGGUCGUGCGACGAGGGGCGGCUGGAGUUGGUUUCGGUUCUCGAGGGGGAUGGUACGACAGCAAUCCUAGCAGCCCAAGCUCUACAGCAUCGAGCACGAGAGCGAGGAACAGCGUAUCUUCAAGCACCUCGUCUACAAGUUACCGACGUUCACCAACGGAGAGAGCGACGCUAGCGGGGAAUGCACAACUGCGGGGCGGGCUCCGUCCUUCACACACGGCGUUGAGAGCAGUGAGAAAACCUCCAGACGACCGGCGGCAGAGCGGGACUAGCUCGCUUCACUCCUACAUCCAAGAGCGCAUCGAUGACGCACUGGACCGAAGACUCGGCAAGAGGAGGAACAACGGACACGAAGCGGAGAAAAGAUCGCGGCCGGACCAGCGUGUUUACCGAAAUUCGUAUCCCUCGCGGCCGCGCCCGGACAGCAACUACCGGUCGCACCCUGCAGCUCCAGAACGCAGAACAAGGGAUCAACCUCUAGUCGUCGUCCAGUCGCCUGGAGCAGAGAACUCCCUGCGGUUCCUCAUGCGGCGGUACGCGCUGGACGCCGGUUGGAUUGCGGGCACGCGUGACGAGCCACCGAUUGUUGCCGCGAGGCAAGUCGACUUGUUGGGUGAAGACAGUGUGAUGCCAACAACGUCCUGCCGCAGCAACGACGUUUUGGCGACGGAGAAACUACCGCCAGCAGAGGAUGAGUUUCUCGCAAAGGAGGUCUGCCAAGGAGAACCGAGCAGCUCCUGCGUCAAAAUGGCGCUACGGCAGCGCAAAAGAAGUUCGGGCAGAUCCUUUCUCGGAGCGCAUACAGUGAGUAGACAUGCCGCGAAUACGAAACUGCACCUCACCCGCUGGCUGCGACCUGCUCUUCGAAAAUCAGCCCUGCGAACGCGGCUUCCGCGGAGGGAAUACGUCGCGAGGCGCAACGUCUGGGCGGUCAAAUACAGGUAUCAACCGGAGCCGCCGGAACCGCGAAUGCGGACCACAAUUGUCGGGCAAAAAAGGGACAACGCGCCGCUGUUGGAUCUCCUCGCGGGCGAACCCAUGCGGAAGACGCAGGUUUGAUUCGUGAGGAGGGGUCCGGGCUUUCCCAAAAGCAAGCUUUACCCGGUCCGCGUUGGAAUGAUGGUGAGUGACAGGCGGAACCGUGAUCGUGACAAACCCAAACACAAGUAGAAUAGCGCCACACAUAGCUGUCAUAGGUAGCCCACGAUCGUGGGGGCUGCUCUCAUUUGAUGUUGUCUGUGUUUCUAUAAUUACUAACUUGAAGGUCGUGGGUCAGUAUCUUCUGCUACACGUUUAUUGUUAUGGAGAAAUUCAAAAUCUGUUUCGCAUUCGCUUUCGUUCUCUCUGUAAAAUCGGCCGCUUAUCAAUCUACAUCAGUUUUCCUCUUUGUGUUUGUGUAGGUAAGACGGAGGCCUGCAAUCACAACACACAUUUACUGGUUGCGUGAGUUUAUGUGGCUUUGCGCUGACUGCCACAAUGAAAAUGAAUAGUAUGUGUUCAUCCCUCGUUGGCCGCUCGCAUUGGAAGCUAGCACAGCGGUCGCCCAACUUCAUAAAGAAUGCCGG
Messenger RNA from Amoebophrya sp. A120, 2839 nucleotides. The record is from the annotation of a GenBank genome assembly. NCBI's taxonomy places the organism in Eukaryota, Dinophyceae, Syndiniales, Amoebophryaceae.